AUGAUCUCUUUGCCUCCAUUAGCAAUAAGGCUAGUCCUACUAAAUCUAAUGCUAAUUGGGGUAGUGGUCAAUGCCAUUGACCUCAAGGCUAUCUGCAAAACCACAUUGUACCCAGAUUCGUGCUUCAAAGGGCUCGCCCCAAUUGUCGAGUCACGAGUUGACAACGUUGGACUCCCCGAAGUGCACAGGUUGUCCGUUGGAUUAGCGAUUGACGAGGUCUUGUUAGCCGCCAAUGGAUUCCUCAAAUUAGAAGAGGAGUUCAAGAAUGUGUCAAACGCCAUGUCGUUAAGGGCACUCAAAUUCUGUCGUGAAAUGCUCCGUACCCGCGCGUUUACUAGUCUCAACGGUUGUUUGACCACGCCGCCUAAUAACGGUAAACCGUCGACAACCGAAGCGUUCGAGGACCUCAAGACGUGGCUAACCGCCGCCGGGGCCUACCACCAGACGUGCAUCGACGCGGUUGAUGAGGCAAAGGAUGAGGUACUGAAACACGCGGUUUUGGAGCGACUCAAGAGUUCCAUAGAGUCGACAAGUAAUAGUUUGACGAUCUUGCGCGCAUUUGAAGAGUCUUUGGUUGGUAAACGGCGACGGGGGAUGGGUUUCGGUGGCAUGUCGAAGUGGAUUUCUGAGAGGGAGAGAAAGAUACUCGAAAGUCGGGUGGAUGAUAUACAUGUUGACGUUGUGGUGGCUAAAGAUGGGUCGGGAAGAUUUAAAACUAUUGGAGAUGCACUUAAGGUCGUACCCAGUACUGGUGCUAGGUUCGUGAUGUAUAUCAAAGCAGGAGUUUAUAAUGAGAUUUUGAGAAUUGAUGCUAGCAAAUCCAACCUUACCAUGAUUGGUGAUGGGAUGGACGCUACAAUUGUUUCCGGCCACCUUUGCGCCGGUGGUGGCGUUGGAACAUACGAUUCCGCCACAGUUGAUAUUUCCGGCGCAGGUUUCAUAGCUAAGAACAUGGGAUUCGAGAACACGGCCGGCCCUAAAAUGGGGCAAUCAGUGGCGCUGAAGGUGGAAUCAGACAAGGCAGUAUUCUACCAAUGCAAAUUGGCCAGCUACCAAGACACCCUCCUCGUACAAUGCAACCGCCAAUUCUUCUACAAGUGCAAAAUCUACGGCACAAUCGACUUCAUCUUCGGCUACUCCGCCGCCGUCUUCCAAAACACCGAUAUCCUCAUCCGCAACCCUUCACCGUAUCCGGUAACCAUCAUCACCGCCCAGGGCAAAUACGAGCCGGCCGCCAGCUCCGCGUUCUCCUUCAUAAAAUGCACCAUUUCGGCGGCCGAAGAUAUUGGGAAUGUCCCCACGUUCCUAGGCCGGCCCUGGAAAGAUUACUCCACCACGGUUUUCUUGUACUCCGAUAUGGGAAGGCUUAUUGAUCCCAAAGGUUGGUCGCCUUUCGACAAUAAAGCGCCACCGGGCGCGAUUUACUACGGCGAGUAUAAGAACUCCGGCCGCGGAUCGCGGACCGAGCAAAGGGUACGCUGGAAGGGCGUGCAUUCAAGAAUGAGAUUUGCUGAAACUAUCCAGUUUAGUGUGGAUGCUCUUAUUGAUGGCAAGGAUUGGAUUCCAGCAACGGGGGUUCCCUAUACUAGUGAUCAAAAUAUUAAAUUGAUCAAAUCGAUCAAUUCAAGGAAGUUAAUAAAUUAA
This is a messenger RNA of Ipomoea triloba (trilobed morning glory), 1644 nucleotides long. Its product is annotated as pectinesterase-like. Gene Ontology annotation, biological process: cell wall modification. The record is from RefSeq and is a predicted model, not a curated record. The coding region runs from base 1 to 1644 and encodes 547 amino acids. NCBI's taxonomy places the organism in Eukaryota, Viridiplantae, Streptophyta, Magnoliopsida, Solanales, Convolvulaceae. The transcript is spliced from 2 exons. Gene Ontology annotation, molecular function: pectinesterase inhibitor activity; pectinesterase activity.